Messenger RNA from Colletotrichum karsti, 1980 nucleotides. RefSeq lists its product as uncharacterized. The record is from RefSeq and is a predicted model, not a curated record. The transcript has 9 exons. NCBI's taxonomy places the organism in Eukaryota, Fungi, Ascomycota, Sordariomycetes, Glomerellales, Glomerellaceae. The coding region runs from base 1 to 1980 and encodes 659 amino acids.
AUGGCGUCUCUUCUCCGAAUCCUGUGUCUCGGCACGUUCUUCAACCUGGUCGUUUUGUGUCCUUUCUCUUCCGCUCAGCAACUUUCUCAAUUCGUCUGGCCUUACGAUACUCUCGGUCUUAGCGGUGCGUGCUUCACGGCUCUCAACAGGACCGUAGCAUCAUGCAGCUCUCUACUAGGCAACCAGAUUAAGGGUGGUUCUGUUGGCUUGUUAGAUGAGCGCUCUCUUACGGCUCUAUGCACCACUACUUGUGAGAGUGACCUCAAGAGCCGACAAGGCGCGAUCAAGGCUGCCUGCAAAAGCAGUCAGGACGUCAUGAUUCCUGAAGACAAUAGGAUUGCGUACCCUGCAACCUACCUGGUAGACAAGAUGCUAUACGCUUAUAGUCUUUCCUGUUACAAAGACAAGGCAUCCGGGCAGUAUUGCGAUUUGCUCAUGGCCAAGUUCACCAAUGACACACUACCCCAAGAUGAGUGCUCAGACUGCAACCUAGCAAACAUGCAGAAGCAGCUGUCUUCACCUUUCGGUUACAACAGUCGUGCGGCCUCAGAAUUCUCCUCCGUUACCGCCAGCUGCGGUGCUGCUGGAUAUGCAUAUGUCUCUCCCACCAAAUACGCCCUGAACAGCACAAGUGCCGGCAUUCCUUCAGCCACAUCCAUCGCAAAGAAGUACGGGCUCAGCCAAGCGCAACUGCUCGCCUGGAACCCGAUGUUCGAUGCCAAGUGCUUCAACAUCGGCGAUUCGGUUAGCAGACAGAUCUGCGUCAGCUCACCAGGCGGUUCUAUCGAUGUUCCUGGCGGCGAGGUGACUACAACUGCAGCGCCCGUGCCUACCAAUUACCCUGAAGGAAGUAACAAGAAUUGCGCCCAAUGGUAUACAACGGUCGAGGAUCAGUAUUGCAACGACAUUUCUGUCGCCUUCGGCAUCUCUCUUGCGGACUUUUACUUCUUGAACCCUCAGAUCGACAAGUCUUGUAGUAAUUUGUGGCUUGGUUAUGCCUACUGCGUCAAGGCGGUCGGGUUCAUCACGACAUACCCGGGAUACACUACAUCACAGCCGGCGACAAGCUUCACGCGCCCGCCAACGACAACUUCCACCAAAGUGCCCCAGACUCAACCACCAGCACCACUUGCCUCGGGCUCCAAAAGUGAUUGUAAAUCAUACUUGGAAGGGCUCGACAACGCAGACCUGACAGACUCGCUCAACAAAAACGGACUGGAUAUGGACAGGUACCCGGAUUUUGAUUUCAUGAUGACGAACAACUGUUCCCAAAUAGCCCGGCAAUACGGAGUUAAUGUGACCGAUAUCCUAUCAUGGAACCCGAGUCUAUCAAGUCAGGCGUGUCAGCUUCAGGCCGGCCUUCGGUACUGUGUUGGGACUGAGGAUGUAGACUCGGGCAGCCGAGAUGACUACCUGAGAUCCGAGUACUGCGCAGAGAUGGUCGAGAGUGAUCUUAUCAUGUCCGGAACUGCGCCUGACUGCAGUUGCUACACCGUCAUCUCUGGCGGAGAUGCAGGCGAAUUGGACUGCGGCAGCAUAGGAUAUCCCAUAGCAAAUGUGGCCGAAAUUCUGGCGCUAAACCCUUGGAUCAGUGGCGGCGACUGCGACGUUGGAGUGUUCGCCGGUCUCAAUACUGAUGAAUCCGACCGCGCUGUAUGCCUGCGAGGCGGCGGCGUGGCCACGACAUCCCGUGUGUCUGGUAUCACGACCUCCGUCUCGGCAACUACCAAGCCGCCGACUGUCACGACUACCAAACCAGCAACCACCACCACAUCCUCAGCCGCAGCGCCUUCUCCAACUCAGCCCGGUACGAUUACCUCCUGCAAGAAGUUCCACAAUGUCGUCAGUGGUGACGGUUGCUGGUCCAUUUCCAACCAAUACGGGAUCUCGCUGGAGAACUUUUACGCCUGGAACAGCGGCGUUGGAGCAGACUGCUCGGUCGGCGUGUGGUUGGGCUACUCUGUGUGUGUGGGCGUCUGA